GAGGAGAGAAAGAUAUGGUCCCACAAGAGAGUCCAAGCCACAUACACACAAUUUACACACACAUACAUUCUCUCCCUCUCUCGGUUUUGUGGAAUAGUGGAUUACUUUUUGAAAUCAAGCAGAUGCAUGAUCAGGUGGCCGCUUGUCCCAGCUGCCUUAAGGUGUGACAUGAACCAUGGAAGGGUGCAGAGGUCCGCUUACUAGCUCACCUCGCAGCCGCCUGACCAGCCGGAGCCCAGGGGGAUCCUGCAGAAUGCAGCUGGGCUCUCACUAGCACCGAGUGGACCCUGUCCUUUCGCACGUGGGGCCAGGGCUGCAGAAUGCUCAGUCCUGUCACCCCUUACACAGGUCUGUUGAAGAUGCACUGGUCUCCGGAGCACACCGCCCCUCUGUCUCAGUGGCCUGAGCAGCACCUCGACGUCACCUCCACCACGUCGCCCCCAACUGUCCACAAGCAUGAGUCCUAUGCCGCUGCUACUCGCCGUGGUUACCCCUAUGCCGGUUACCCUUGGGCCAGUGACGACAUAUCAGCCCUGACCGCUUCUUCACUUCUCAAGCGCUAUGCUGAAAAAUACUCAGGCCUGGAGCUGCCCUAUGAGCGUCCUGUUGCAGGGGCCUACUCAGAGCCUGGCGCUUUCCUUAAAACAGAAUCUGAGCCCUGGGCGAUCAGCCAGGGCAUCGAGUGCUACCCCGGACUUGAAGCGCUAACUGGUGCCAAGGUGGGUUCUGGCAUCCCGGCCACAGGAAGCGUGACUGUUGUGAGCAGUAACUUAGCCUCGGAGCCAGGCUACAGUAGUGUUGGCUCCUGCAGUGUACCGUCACCACAGGACUAUCCUCCUGCCUACAACAGCACCUACCUGUCCUCAGGGUACUGCCCUCAGCCUGGCACAGCACUUCCCCCAGCCCCUCUUCACACUUUGCAGGCCACACCCACUUUAGUGCCCAGCUAUAGUGCAAGCACUCCAGUCUACAACUACCCGCCAGGCUGUUACCCCCAAAACAGCCUCUCUUCUGGAUAUAGCCACACCAGUGCCUCCUAUCUACCCUCCGUGAUUAGUACCCCUACCCCAUUACCCCCCAGGCCCACUAUGGUAGGGGGCAGUUACAGCUACCCAUCCCACAGCCUAGGAGGGGCCACCGAGGCUGGAGCACCGCUGAAACGCAAGGCUUUUGAAAUGGGAGAAGACGGGCAAGAGGGAGCCGAGGUAGAGGGAUCGCGUUAUCGAAAGUACAGCAAUGCCGUCAGCAAAGGCAACGGCUAUGACACAAGUGGCUCAGGUUCUGAUCCACAGGCCUACAAACCUGGGAAGCCCCUAAUGUCACCCUCUUAUCGCGGCACAGGAGCAUACAGCCCCCCGUCCGGCCUGCCAGUGGAAAGCGUGCCAGGGGAUCACAGCUUUCCUCGGCAGAGGAUGUCUAUGAAGAUACCGGCAUCGCACACACGAGCUGAGGACCCCACUGGGGGUCACUGAUGAUCCCCAGUUUACAAAAUUCCCUCACGCUUGGAACCCCAAAGACACUUGCUUUGAAUAUCACUUACAACCACAAGAGGGCACAAGAGUGAAGUUUAUCAUUAUGUUUGUUUCCUUCUUAUUAUCCACGUGUUCCCAAAGAUACACAGGGGCAUUUGAUCCUGUAAGACAUAAAGCAUUCUCUGCAUAGUCAGCAUUAAUCUCAGGAUCUAUUUAUUUCUUCCAAGCAGCACUGAAAUGUUGCUUUUUUUGGUGGCAGUAGGAGUAAAGAUAUGUGGCUCUGAUGUUUAACAGGUCCCUGACUGCAAUGUUCCAUACCUGCCCACAGAGAUCUUUUCUGACCAAAAAGUAAGGAGAGCAAUAAUUCAAAAGGUGAGACUGUCGUACCACUUCAGCACAAUCCUGACUGAUUUUGAGGCUUUAGGAAAGGAAUCUUUACGUUCCCUCUUGUGUUCCUGCUAUUCUGCCUCUUGUGUUCUACCCAAUGCUAAUGUUUAUACAAAAGCAGGCUGCUUAAAUGAAUCUGGCCUUUAAGACGUUCUAGCGCAGGAUUUCAUGGUUGUAUUUAAACGGUAUUUGGCGUUGACAAAGACAGUGUAUUUAGUAGGGGUGUAACGGUAUGCCAUAUGCACGAUCGGUAUACCUCGGUUUUAAAGUCUUGAUUCAUUUUGGGUACAGUAAAGGGACAAGACGUGUGUAAACAAAUGU
Messenger RNA from Entelurus aequoreus (snake pipefish), 2180 nucleotides. Its product is annotated as fidgetin-like. The record is from RefSeq and is a predicted model, not a curated record. NCBI's taxonomy places the organism in Eukaryota, Metazoa, Chordata, Actinopteri, Syngnathiformes, Syngnathidae. The coding region runs from base 321 to 1472 and encodes 383 amino acids. The transcript is spliced from 3 exons.